Molecule: messenger RNA, 1266 nt
Organism: Penaeus monodon (black tiger shrimp)
Lineage: Eukaryota; Metazoa; Arthropoda; Malacostraca; Decapoda; Penaeidae
Exons: 6
Coding region: 453-1259 (268 amino acids)
Source: RefSeq, a predicted model, not a curated record
AUUUACAUAAUAGUGUUGUUUAUCUUCAAUCUUAUUCUCGGACUCUCCCGAUAGAUGGCUCAAUAUCCGUUUUCUUUAACACCUGAUUUUUUUUCCUUUUUUUCCUUUUUUUUGUCUACUGUCGUGCAUCGAAUCUGCAUCAACAGUAGUUUCGGAUAUCUCAUGCGAAUUUCGUGUCAAGUGAUAAAGGAAAAAUUAUUAUAGCAAAGAGAAUGAAGAAGCAAAGAUAAAAAAAAAGAAAAAAAAUAAAUCAAUAGCCUUGUUUGAAUAACAAACACACGACAUUAAUUAAGGUUUACCUGCCUAAAAUAAAAAAGCAUAUCUAUACGCAUUAACGACCGUCCUUAAUCACCAAUUAAUCAAGAUUUCACCGACCUGCGAAUGAAGAAAAAAGUAAAAAUAUUUUACGCCAGGGAGAAGAAGCCAUGAAAUAAUAAUAACAAUAAAAAAAAAUGAAGCGGAAUAUGCGUGUUCUCUGCCUUGCUCUGACGGCCUUCCUCUUGCCUGCCGUGGACUCUUCCCUGUUCAAGAAUAUGUCGUCUGCCGAUGUACACAACGUUGGCAGGUUUAUCUCCGACUUAGCACAGGGACUCCGUGUUAACGUGGUGGCUCUGUGCACGGACGAGGGAGAAGUGUAUUACCGCCUCAUGUCCGCCUUCAUCCGCAACCUGGUGUUCUUCGUUUCGUGCGACGCCGCGACGCCGCCCACCGCCCACGAGUUCCCGAGGAGGCCGCCCACCGCCCACGAGGCCUCGAGGAGGCCGCCCACCGCACCUCGCACGGGGCCGGGCGUGGAGCGCAGCUUCGCCCACACCCACGCCGAGGUUCACCUGACGUCAAGGGCGCUCCUCGGCUCCACGGUGAAGCGGGCGAGGGAGAGGUACAUGGCGUCGAGGGGACAGGCGUGGCAGGUGAUCCUAGGGGAGGACCUGGGCCCCGAGACCAGCGCAGGGGAGGGAAUCGCCACCUGGAUGGUUGCCAAUUACGACAAGACCACGCAGGAGGUGGCGCUGACGGAGGUGUUUAGCUUCAGGGACUCGAGGGAAGUGGUGGAGCAGGACCUAGGGCGCUGGACUUCCCGCGGACGCCUCCACCUCGUGCGUCCCCCUGGGGCAGGCCCCAGGGACUUCCACGGCCACGUCAUCACUCUAGCGUCCUUCCCGUAUCCACCUUACGUCAUGAUCGGAAAGCAAUGCCUCGCCAAAGUGCCUGAGACCUUUAGCUACGACCCGACUUGCUUCUCUAAGCCUCCAGCGUGAGAUUGGA